AUGUCCGCAAAUACCAUCCUCAACAACGCCCAGGACGUGGACUCCUAUGCUGUAUCCCAUCUAGUUGCAACCGACAAAGCCUUGACCGACACUAUCGCCAACACCGCCAAAAAUGGUGCACCGCCAAUCGCUGUGUCUCCCGCCCAGGGCAAAUUCCUUUCUCUACUAGUCAAGAUGUCAGGCGCCCAUAACGUGCUGGAGAUCGGGACUCUCGGUGGCUACUCCAGCAUCUGGUUCGCUCGGGCUCUGAAUGCCAACGGCAAUAAGGGAAAGGUGACCAGUGUUGAGGUUCUCGAAGACAGGCGAGAGCUUGCGAUGGAGAAUCUCCGUAACGCCGGGGUGAAAGUUCCGGAGGAGGCCGAGGUGUUGCUCGGAGCUGGGUUGGAGGUGCUGCCCCAGAUAGAGGCGGAGAUUGAGCAAGGGAAGCGGCCAAAAUUCGAUUUCGUGUUUAUUGAUGCCGACUGGGGAAACCAGUGGAACUAUUUCGAUUACGGUGUUAAAAUCUCCAAGCCUGGGGGUGUUAUCUUGAUAGACAAUGCUGUUCAGGCCAUGUUAGAAGACGGAAUCGUGGGUCCUGAGAAAAGGGCGGAAGGGGCGAUAUCUCUUGUGGAAAAGGUUGGGCAGGACAGCCGUGUGGAAGCUGUUCUUGUCCAGACUGUGGGGGUAAAGCGUCACGAUGGAUUCUUGAUGGCGCUGGUAGUGUGA
Aspergillus alliaceus is the source of this 705-nucleotide messenger RNA. RefSeq names its product O-methyltransferase. The transcript has a single exon. Bases 1 to 705 code for a protein of 234 amino acids. Gene Ontology annotation, molecular function: O-methyltransferase activity; S-adenosylmethionine-dependent methyltransferase activity. NCBI's taxonomy places the organism in Eukaryota, Fungi, Ascomycota, Eurotiomycetes, Eurotiales, Aspergillaceae. The record is from RefSeq and is a predicted model, not a curated record.